Messenger RNA from Medicago truncatula (barrel medic), 1524 nucleotides. Its product is annotated as TATA-box-binding protein. Gene Ontology annotation, molecular function: DNA binding. The record is from RefSeq and is a predicted model, not a curated record. Gene Ontology annotation, biological process: DNA-templated transcription initiation. The coding region runs from base 292 to 1002 and encodes 236 amino acids. NCBI's taxonomy places the organism in Eukaryota, Viridiplantae, Streptophyta, Magnoliopsida, Fabales, Fabaceae. The transcript has 8 exons.
GCCAAGAGAGGUUGGGCAAACUUUCAUCCUCUAUCACCUACUUCAUGUAUAUUUAUUUGGGGGAUAUAUAUAUAUAAAAGAGGGGUUAGGUCAAAAGCCUCAAAAGCAUAAAGGAAAGGAAAACAGCACAAGAGAGAAAAACAACCUAAGAAAAAUAAUGAUCAGGCUAUUCCUAUCCCUUAAGAAAUCUGCCAACAAAAGCGGAGGCAUGGCCUCAAACAAAGUGACACCAGAGAGAGUAUGACCAAGAGUAGCUAACUUAUCCGCACAAUAAUUCCCUUUCCGAUAAAUAUGAGAGCAAACAGCAGUAAUACCCAAUUGAAAACAAUUAUGUCAACGAUUCCGCACACGAAAAGGAAUAGAAUCCGGCUUUUUAAAUACAAAGGAUCGCAUUUGAGGAAUCAUUUUCCAACCAGAUCACGUGCCAAUUAUAUUGAGCAACAAACUCCAAUGCUAAAAUCAAGCCGAAAUAUUGUGUCGACAGUCAAUUUGGACUGUAAGUUGGACCUUAAUUCCAUCAAGCUUCAAGCUCCUACUGCAGAGUAUAAUCCCCAGCGUCAUCCUGCUGUGAUUAUGAGGAUCAGGGCACCAGAAUCAAAAGCACAAAUUAAUUCUUUUGGAAUGAUGGUCUGUACUGGAACUAAGAGUGAGAGCCAGUCAAAAUUGGCGGCAAGUAAAUAUGCAGCAAUCAUCCGGAAGACGGGCUUCCCUACUAAAUUUAAGGAUUUUAAGAUUCAGGAAAUUGUUGGCUCCUGUGAUGUCAAGUUUCCCAUACACCUUCAACGUCUUGCUCAUUCCCAUGCCGCUUGCUCUAGUUAUAACCCAGUGUUGUUUCCUUGGCAAAUCUAUGAAAUGAAGCAAGCAAAGAUAGUCUUACAUAUAUUCGACUCGGGAAAAAUUCAUCUAAAAGGAACCAAGUCGAGAGAUGAGAUUUUCACAGCCUUUGAGAACAUAUAUCCAGUGCUUACUGAGUUCAGGAAAAACCAACAAUGGUAUGGAUAAAGCUCUAUUUUAGCUAUCUUUUGAAUUGGUGGUUCUUUAUUUUUGCUUUGCUUUCUUCCAUCAACUGUCAGAUUAACCCUCCAUUCUUUUUAAUGGAAUGAUGGAAUAUGUCAUGUAGAUUUCGGAUAUUUGUUAAUAAUGGCAGAUCAUCGUCAAGAGCGUCAAGAGCAAGGUUUACUGGCCAAGAAGGCCGUCUAUCUCGUGGGCUUGAUCGAGCUGUAAAUUGUGACUGUAGAAAUUUGGAUUUUUGAGAUGAACUAUGCCCCCUUUAUUUUCCUCUUCCUUGGUGAGAAGAGUAAAAAUAACCAUGGUCUCAAGUAUAUUCGAACACUGUAAGUUAGAUGAGAAGGACCAUAUUAGAAAGAUCCAUAGAGAACAUUAACGAUAGCAGCAAAACAUACAUAAGUGAAAAAUUCUAACUCACUUCUCAACAUAUCAAACGUCUAUACAGUCUUUUAUCAUCUAAGUUGUACUUAUUUAUGUGAUACGAAAAGUAACGUGAUGUGAUGGGUAAAAAACCAA